AUGGCAUCCUCCUCAUCAGUCAUAGCAGGCCUCGUCUGCCUCGGUCUUGAGGCCGCUCCCGGCUACAUAAGCCACGCAGUUUCCGCCCACCUUCGACCUCCACCAACUAUCGUUUCUCCUUUGCACACUCCUUUCUAUCCUGUUCUCUUUUCACCUUCUCUCGAACUCUCGACGGCUCCUUUGACCGUGGCAGAGAUUCUCUCUUUCACGAAGACUCCAAUCUACUUCUCCUCGCUCUCCACAUCUGUACCACCACUUUACAACUCGGUUCUACACUCACUUUUCCUUCGCCCAUCGUCUCAGCGUUCUUGCUCUCGAAUGCCUCAAACCUUGAACACUCCACAGUUCCAGUAUUUGCCCCCUACCGUCGACAUUGACUACGAUCUCCUCCCCUACGAAGCACCCUCGAAGUCCACUCUCCCUUCGCCGCCAUCCAUACCUCCUCCACCCUUCUGCAUCUCGAGUGUUCAUACGACUCAUUACACAACUGUCGACACAUAA
Molecule: messenger RNA, 501 nt
Organism: Cadophora gregata
Lineage: Eukaryota; Fungi; Ascomycota; Leotiomycetes; Helotiales; Ploettnerulaceae
Exons: 1
Coding region: 1-501 (166 amino acids)
Source: RefSeq, a predicted model, not a curated record